GCCCAUUAUACGUUAUAUUGCUUACUAAAUUCCCUCGCCACUGAUUAAGCGGCAUUGUUGGCUUUACCAAGAUAUUUCGGAGAAAGUCAACUCUCAGCGCUUUACGCUCAUCGCCUGUACCACGCCGUGCUUUGGAUCCCUUACAUAGCAAAUGGCCCGCAUUGCUUGGCUCGGUCUGGGUGGAAUUGGAAAGGCAAUUUGCCUUAAUAUUGUGAAAUAUGGGCAGUAUGAAGAGAGCGUAGUGGUCUGGAACCGUACCCAUCAGACGGCGGUAGACUUUGCGUCUGAAGCGGCUAAGAUAGUGGUGGUUGGGUCUGUCGCGGAAGCUGUGGCAGUUUGCGACAUCAUCUGUCUGUGUCUAGCUGAUGAUGCAGCUGUGAAUCAGGUUGUUGAUGCUGCUAUUGAAACGGCGGAUAUUCCAGGCAAGUUGUUUGUGGAUUUGUCCACGAUUCAUCCAAAUACAGCCACCGAACUGCACAGCAAGUUGAAGCUUCAUGGUGCAGACUACUUAGCAAGUCCUAUUUUUGGAGGUGUCCCUCUAGCUGUACACAGACAGAUAACGUUGGUGCUUGCUGGAUCCUCAGAGGCAAUUGAAAGAUUCCGCCCCUUUACAGACGGCGUGAUAUGCAAAAAUUCUAUCCUUCUCAGAAACCAGCCUUGCCGGCAAGCCAGUAUCUUGAAGCUUAUUGGAAACUACAUUCGACUAUCUGCUAUUCGAAGUCUCUGCGAAGGCCUCGCGCUCUCAGAAGUUCUCGGUUUGGCGCCACAGACACUAGCCAGCUUCACAGAAACUAUGAAUACAAGUCCUACUCCGCAGCAGAUACAAAUGCUCCUUUCGGGCGAGUAUUACAAGGGCACGAAGGUAAGCAAAGAGUUUCUCAAGCAGUACUGGAGUUAAUCGUUGCAUAUAGCCGACUGUUCCAAUGAGCAUGGUAGUCAAGGAGAAUGACUAUUUAUCCGAUCUUAUAAGUCAAGCUGGGGCUCAAGUAGCAACAUUUGAUGAGCUGGUAAAGACAACCAACCGCCUCGUAGAAGCUCGAGGCGCGAAUGCAAGCAUACUUAGCCUGUUCGGAGUGUUGCGCGAAGGGUGUGGACUGCCAUUUGAGAAUCAGGCGAGAGAUGAGUAAAUUAAAAAUUCCAAUUUUCAUGCAUAAACAUCAUUAUAUGUAGGGAUUGGAUAUUACUCUGUGUAGAUGCUUUCGGUGACUGCAGAAGGCACUUGCCUGUCAAUUGUUUACUCUGAGAUAUGUGAUCAAGACACCCAGCCUCCAAUACUAUCGCUAGAAGAACCUGUGCUUAUUGCUAUAGUUAAGAAGAAUUUGCUUAGCCACGACAUUUUGAGGCUUUUCUUCAAGAGACAUCUAAUCUCAGCCGAAGCCAUUACAGACAAUAUUGUUGCAACUGCAG
Messenger RNA from [Torrubiella] hemipterigena, 1407 nucleotides. NCBI's taxonomy places the organism in Eukaryota, Fungi, Ascomycota, Sordariomycetes, Hypocreales, Clavicipitaceae. The record is from the annotation of a GenBank genome assembly.